AUGUCGGCACCUGCCCUCCGAGGCAGCGGCAGCGCCGCUGCCACUGCCGCCACGCCAGCGGCCAGCACGCGGCGGCAGUACGCGCACGCUGCUGUGGCGGCGCAACGGGAUGGCGCUGCCUCUGCCGAGGACCCACCGGGCGGCCCGCAGCCUUCCGCCGUUGCGUCGGCGGCGGAGGUUUUCGGGCCCGCUGCAGCGGCGGCCGCGGCGGAGCGCGAGGCCGUACAUUAUUCGGGCGCCCAUGCGGAUUUGUACCUGGAUGAGCAGUACGUGGUGGGCCUCUUCCAGCGAUGCAAGCCCAGCGUCGUCCACAUUGCAUCCAUCGGCCAGCCCCGCGGCGGCGCUUUGUCACUCGACCCUGAACGCAUGCCGCUGGUCGGCAUGGGCACCGGCUUCGUCUGGGAUGCGGCCGGCCACUUAGUCACCAACUACCACGUCAUCCACGGCGCCAGCCGGGCGCAGGUGACGCUGCACAACGGCAAGAAGUUCAUGGCGCAGCUGCGGGGGGCGGAGCCCAACAAAGACCUGGCCGUCCUGAAGAUUGACGCGCCAUCGUCCGACCUCACGCCGAUCGAGGUGUUUGCCAUCGGCAACCCCUUCGGACUGGACAACACCCUUAGCGCCGGCAUCGUCAGCGGACUGGGGCGGGAGAUGCAGUCCAUCACGGGGCACCUGAUACGUGACGUCAUCCAGACCGACGCCGCCAUCAACCCGGCGGGCUUCGGCCUCGCGGUGCCGGCCGACACGGUGCGCCGCGUGGUGGGGCAGCUGGUCAAGCACGGCCGGGUGGUGCGGCCUGGCCUCGGCGUCAUGUGCAUGCACGACAGCCACAGCAGAGCGCUGCUGGGUGCGCAGCCCGGCAUAGUGGUGCACCGCGUCGUGCCGGGCAGCGGCGCGGCGCAGGCGGGGCUGCGGGGCGUGCGGCAGGACGACUGGGGCAACAUCUUCCUGGGUGACGUCAUCGUCCAGGUGGGUGACGUCAUCGUCCAGGUGGGGGGCCAGGCGGUCAACACCGUGGAGGAUCUCGUGGCUUGCGUGGAGCAGUUUGCGGUCGGAGACCAGGUGCCCCUGGCCGUUCACCGCUACUCAGGGGCGACCCACGUGGACCGCGCGUUCUCAAGGGUUGACCUGGCGGUGCCGCUGUUGACCGAGGUCAACGCGGCGGUUGACUGA
This is a messenger RNA of Monoraphidium neglectum, 1173 nucleotides long. Its product is annotated as 2-alkenal reductase. Bases 1 to 1173 code for a protein of 390 amino acids. The record is from RefSeq and is a predicted model, not a curated record. NCBI's taxonomy places the organism in Eukaryota, Viridiplantae, Chlorophyta, Chlorophyceae, Sphaeropleales, Selenastraceae. The transcript has 10 exons. Gene Ontology annotation, molecular function: serine-type endopeptidase activity; protein binding. Gene Ontology annotation, biological process: proteolysis.